Molecule: messenger RNA, 4097 nt
Organism: Oncorhynchus gorbuscha (pink salmon)
Lineage: Eukaryota; Metazoa; Chordata; Actinopteri; Salmoniformes; Salmonidae
Product: polypyrimidine tract-binding protein 2-like
Exons: 13
Coding region: 37-1683 (548 amino acids)
Biological process (GO): regulation of RNA splicing; mRNA processing
Cellular component (GO): nucleus
Molecular function (GO): mRNA binding
Source: RefSeq, a predicted model, not a curated record
UUUCCGCCAAGCUCUCAAGUCCCUCCAUUUUGUUGUAUGUGCUGUUGGCAAGAGAAGUGCAAAAAAAAAACUGUUGUCGUUUAUAACGAUAUUCUAGCAAUGGACGGUAUGGGAGAUGUUGCAGUUGGUGUGAAGAGAGGAUCAGAUGAGCUGAUGUCAGCCAGUGUCUACAACAGCGGAUCUGACAUGAGCAGUAUCGGUGAUGUUACAGCCAAUGGGAGCGACAGUAAAUCCAAUGGGAGUGACAGUAAAAAGCUGAGAGUGGAAGACCGGAUGGAGGCCCCUCCGUCUCGUGUGCUGCACAUCAGAAAACUGCCCAAUGAAACUUCAGAAUCGGAGGUCAUUGCCCUGGGGUUACCUUUCGGGAAGGUCACAAAUAUCCUGACGCUUAAGGGGAAAAACCAGGCUUUCUUGGAGCUGGGCACAGAGGAAGCAGCGAUAACCAUGAUCAACUACUACUCUACUGUGACACCGCAUGUUCGGAACGUCCCCGUGUUCAUCCAGUAUUCCAACCACAAAGAACUCAAAACGGAUAGCGGAAACCAGCGGGCCCAGGCGGUCCUGCAGGCGGUGUCAGCGGUCCAAGGAGGAGGUACUCCUGCGUCGGGCUCCGUCGUAGAUCUAACCGCUGCGUCCAGCCCUGUGCUCAGAAUAAUCAUCGACAACAUGUUCUAUCCAGUCACUCUGGAUGUGCUGCAGCAGAUCUUCUCAAAGUUCGGAACAGUCAUGAAGAUCAUCACAUUCACCAAGAACAAUCAGUUCCAGGCUCUGCUGCAGUUCAACGACCCACCCACCGCCCAGCAAGCCAAAAUAGCCCUGGAUGGUCAGAACAUCUACAACUCGUGCUGUACGCUCCGCAUCGACUACUCCAAGCUGGUCAACCUGAACGUGAAGUACAACAACGACAAGAGCCGUGACUACACCCGGCCAGAGCUCCCUGCAGGGGACGGCCAGCCUGCCAUGGACCCCAACAUGGCUGCUGCCUUCCAAGGCAAAGACUCCAACUCUCUGCUCGGUGGCCUGAGCCCGCUGAAUGCUGCCGCGGCGGCGGCUGCUGCUGCAGGAAGGGUGGCUCUGUCCGGUCACACUGGAGCCAGUGGCGUGCUCCUGGCCUCCAACCUCAACGAAGAGAUGGUUACGCCCCAAAGUCUGUUUACUCUCUUCGGGGUGUAUGGUGAUGCCCAGAGGGUGAAGAUCCUCUACAAUAAGAAAGACAGUGCUCUGAUACAGAUGGCUGAUGCCAACCAAGCCCAGCUAGCCAUGAGUCACCUGAAUGGGCAGAAGAUGCAUGGGAAACCAAUCAGGGUGGCUCUGUCUAAGCACACCUCGGUGCAGCUGCCCAGGGAUGGACUGGAUGACCAGGGCCUCACCAAAGACUUCACCAACUCGCCCCUGCACCGCUUCAAGAAGCCUGGCUCCAAGAACUUCCAGAAUAUUUUCCCUCCCACCACUACUCUUCACCUCUCCAACAUCCCAACGGACGUUUCCGAGGAAGACCUCCGACUGCUGUUCUCCAACGCCGGGGGAACCGUGAACGCAUUCAAGUUCUUUCAGGAUCACAAAAUGGCACUGCUCCAGAUGUCAACGGUGGAGGAGGCCAUCCAGGGUCUGAUCGACCUCCACAACUACAACAUGGGUGACAACCAUCACCUGAGAGUCUCCUUCUCCAAAUCCACCAUCUAAACUUAUGCAUAAUGAUCGAUCCUCCACAACAUCCAUCGCUUUCUGUUUUCCCUAGCAGAUUUUUGGCUGGCAUUUGUUAAACCCUGUUGACUCGUUCCAGACUCUGGGGACCACAUUUGGACCUUAUUGUUUCUUUCUUAGUGUUAUCAGUCAUUCCUUCAGAGAACCAGAAACUCAAACCGGGGGGGAGAAAAUGUUGUACUUCUAUAUUUUGAGGACAUUUUAACCCCUUCACCUGAUCCUGACCCCUGUGUUAGUCCCAUACCCUCUGACCCCUGUGUUAGUCCCAUACCCCCUGAUCCUGACCCCUGUGUUAGUCCCAUACCCUCUGACCCCUGUGUUAGUCCCAUAGCCUCUGACCCCCGUGUUAGUCCCAUAGCCUCUGACCCCCGUGUUAGUCCCAUAGCCUCUGACCCCCGUGUUAGUCCCAUAGCCUCUGACCCCCGUGUUAGUCCCAUAGCCUCUGACCCCCGUGUUAGUCCCAUAGCCUCUGACCCCCGUGUUAGUCCCAUAGCCUCUGACCCCCGUGUUAGUCCCAUAGCCUCUGACCCCCGUGUUAGUCCCAUAGCCUCUGACCCCGUGUUAGUCCCAUAGCCUCUGACCCCGUGUUAGUCCCAUAGCCUCUGACCCCCGUGUUAGUCCCAUAGCCUCUGACCCCGUGUUAGUCCCAUAGCCUCUGACCCCCGUGUUAGUCCCAUAGCCUCUGAUCCUGACCCCUGUGCUAAUCCCACGACCCCCUGACCCCUGUGGUAACCCACACUCCCUGACCCCUGUGUUAGUCCCAUACCCUCUGAUCCUGACCCCUGUGUUAAUCCCACGACCCCCUGACCCCUGUGUUAAUCCCACACCCCCUGACCCCUGUGGUAACCCACACUCCCUGACCCCUGUGUUAGUCCCAUACCCUCUGAUCCUGACCCCUGUGUUAAUCCCACGACCCCCUGACCCCUGUGGUAGCCCACACUCCCUGACCCCUGUGUUAGUCCCAUACCCUCUGAUCCUGACCCCUGUGUUAGUCCCAUACCCCCUGACUCCUGUGUUAAUCCUAUAACCCAUUUGUAUGAUCAGCAAACUAUUUUCCUUUUCUACCUUCUCAUUAUGAAGGGUGGAUGAUUGGACAUGGGCGCCUCUUUUUUGACUAUGAUGAUUUAGUUCUACAAGAUAUGUGCCUUACCAGACUAUCAACUCUUUUUACAUCCCAAAUAUUGACAUGAAUCCCUGUCUGAUUUUUUUGAGGCACAUUUAAUUUUGAUGUGAAAUUUAACAUGAUUUGUCUCUUCUCCCGUGUCACUGUUAUAGUUUGUACGUUUCUGCCAUCCAAGUUUUGCCUUUUUCAGUUGCUGUUCAAUUUGUGGAGUCUCCCCCCUCUUUUUUUCCUUCGUUAAAUUCACUAUGGUUGUUGUGGAGUGGGGAACAAUAUGAGAUUGAAGUUGAAUCAGUCUUUUAAUUUUAGCCCCUUUAGACCACGUUGCUUGAAGGUUUCUUGUAGAGGAAUAACCAACAAUACCGAUUUUUGUUUUGUUUUUUUGAACCCGUUAUUUUUCCUUUUUUAAAUUUUUUUUUUAGAUUACACAUUUACUAAAAUAGUCUUAAUGUUUCUGUUCAUUAUAGGUUUUCACUUCCCUUGUUUUUCAUCAUAUUCAUGUACAUGGGUAGGAGGUGAGGUUUUCUAUGCUUCUACUGCCUGUUCUAUCUAGUUCUUGGAAUAAAACCUUACAUAAUACUUUUACUAAUUUGAACUGCACUUAACGGUCACGAUGUUGUCAUACACAGGACGAAGCAAAUGUCAUGACUGUUUUUGAGACAUACAGUUCAAGCGAAGUGUUAUCUAAAAAAAAAAAUCUGCUUUUGCAUGUGUUGGAAGAGGGUAGCGAAGUAGAACCUGUUGUGAAGUCAACGUGUUGCUGUUUAGAGGGACAACCCCUGGUUGGGACCAAAAGUCGGUGCCUUUUUUAGUCUUUAAUUUACAGUUGUAUCACAAAGGAAAAAUAAUCCACAUUUUAAUGAACCCCCUCUGAUAUAUUUUGUAUAUCUGGGAGGAGAGCAGGGAAAAAAAGAAGGUAAGGUACAGGACACGAUUCAUUAUCAACGACAUUAAUUCCUUAUACAGUUAUUUUAAGCAGACCUACUACACAUAAUACCCAUUAUGAUUUUAAGAAUCCCACAACCUCAACUUACUGGAUAAAAGGGUGUUUUCAAGAGAGAAAAAGUCGUGUGUUUUCUAUAUUGGUUACAUUUUUUACAUCUCUGGGAAUGUUGAGAUUCAGAUAGUUGGGAAGCGGCACGAUUAAAAUAAUUUUCUAAAAAAAAAGUCGGGAGAUUUGGUCGGACGUGUUUUAGAUGUUUCUCUUCUAUCGUGUGUGUGUGUUCUGCUUUUCCUCUGUAGCAUGUUCAAUAAACUUCUGUAGCUCUAUUCA